GGUGGCCCGGCGAGGCGUCUCUCGUCUCGUGGCCCUCGAUGACGGCCACAGUCGAGGACGACCAGCAGAUGCUCGUCGACAUCGAGCAGAACAUCGCCAACCUGGAGCGCUCCUUCUGCGACCGGUCCUCCUUCGGCGGUUCACCGACACUGGGCAACGCCGCCGACCCCGCCAGCCCCACACCGUCGCGGAAAAGGGCACACAUGGCGAUGCGGCGGGUCAAGUCUCUGAUGCGACUGGGCAGACGGCGUACCAGUAUUGAGGACGAACUGCUGCCGCGCGGUGACGGGGGCGAGCUGAGCGGGGCGGGCUCCCAGCAGAGUCUGACCGAACUGCCGCCCCGACCGGCCAGCGUCUGCUCACAGGCGUCCGAUGAUAGCACCAUGUCGGCGACGGCAGCCACCGCGCGCGUCAGAAGACGCCGUGACACGCUGAUGCGUCCCCCGGCCACGCUGAUCUGUCUGUGA
Amphibalanus amphitrite is the source of this 467-nucleotide messenger RNA. RefSeq lists its product as uncharacterized. Lineage: Eukaryota; Metazoa; Arthropoda; Thecostraca; Balanomorpha; Balanidae. Bases 39 to 467 code for a protein of 142 amino acids. The record is from RefSeq and is a predicted model, not a curated record. The transcript has 3 exons.